This is a messenger RNA of Dermacentor silvarum, 1719 nucleotides long. RefSeq names its product AT-rich interactive domain-containing protein 5B. Bases 131 to 1564 code for a protein of 477 amino acids. Gene Ontology annotation, cellular component: nucleus. The record is from RefSeq and is a predicted model, not a curated record. Gene Ontology annotation, biological process: regulation of transcription by RNA polymerase II. Gene Ontology annotation, molecular function: transcription cis-regulatory region binding. The transcript is spliced from 6 exons. Lineage: Eukaryota; Metazoa; Arthropoda; Arachnida; Ixodida; Ixodidae.
UCAAUUGUGAUGUUUAUUCUCCAUAGUUGUAGCUGCAGCGGUUGCAGUGUUUCUUUUUGAUGAUUAAGCUAGUGCACUACAGUGUGCUUUGCACGUUUCCGUCUGAACUUUGACGUUCAGCGCUGCGGCGAUGUCGUUCGUGGGCGACCCUCGAGGACGGAGCGGCAGCUGCACGUUUUACGGCGGCUUCGAAUACAAGAAUCGAAGUGGUCCUGCCACCCUCUCUGUGGGCCAGUUUGUAUACGUUCGGAUUUCGCCCAACGACGACCCUUGCAUCGCCGAAUUGCAGCUUUUGUGGAAAGACCACCAGCACAGUGCACAGUUGGCCAGUGUUCAGCUCUAUUUCUUGCCCGAACAGACUCCUGACGGCAGGUUACCCCACCAGGGCCAGCAUGAAGUGCUGGCAGCCUCGGAAAAGGCAGUGCUGCGUCUGGAAGACUUUGUGGGCUGCAUCACGGAUGAAGUGGAGUGGAGCCACGGCCUGCUGGCAGGCCCACCAUCUGAGGGCACAUCAUCCCCAGGCGUGGUGGUUUUGUCAUAUCCGCGCUACUGCCGUUACCGAGCACUGCUCAAGCGCCUUGAAGGCCACUGGCCCCCUGAGGGCAGCCUUGCCCUGCUCCUUGGAGCUGACCAGUUGCUGCCACGGGGUGGUGGUGCCUGCCGCCUGCUCUUCUGCCGUGACACCUUCGAUCACGAGGCACUCGCACACAAUGACCUCAUCUGUGAUCAUUUGGCUCCAGUGGAGAGGGGCCGUCAACGAAAGCGCAUCCGCAAGGCUAACUCUGGAUCCGAAUCCUCUGAAGAAGGAAGCUCGGAGGUGACAGCUGCUCCCAGUACACCAUCAAAACCUUCAGUGCAUCAUGGCAAAACAGCCCAAGAGAAAACUGCAGAUGUCAAGUUAGAGAAAGUGAAGUCAGAAAAGAUGUCACUGGACAGCAUCCCAGAAGACAAGCCUCCUAAAGAAAAAACUGCGCAGGACAAAGUGCCUCAUGACAGAAUGCCUCAGGGUAGGACGUCACAAGACUUGUUGCCUGACACAGUGUCACAAGAGAGGAAGCCACAUGACAAAAUACUUCUGGACAAAACACGAAAUGGUGCCGACGAGUUUCUACGGCGCCUCUUUCAGUUCAUGAAGGAACGCAACACCCCCAUUCAACGUGUGCCUCAUCUUGGGUUCAAACAGAUUGACCUCUACCAUUUCUACCAGUUUUCUCAGCGACUUGGUGGUUAUGAAAAGAUAACGGGGCGCAAGCAGUGGAAGCAAGUCUACGACCAACUGGGGGGUGACCCAAGCAGCACAAGUGCAGCGACCUGUACCCGUCGUCAUUAUGAAAGACUGCUGCUGCCGUUCGAGCUGCACCUGCGUGGCGAGGAUCGGCCACCAUGCUGGCGGUUGGAUGAGGCGCCCUCAGACUGCCAGGUGCUGGACCUGAGCAUGCGACGUGAGGCACCCACGCCACCCCAGUGCCUCGACCUGCGUGUUCACCGGCGGGGCGAUGAGAACUGUGGUGCGCUGCAGGGCAGCCCGCUCUACUCCGUGUACCGCCUUGAAGAUGCGUGGUAGCCUACCAGUGCAACAUCGCCUGUUAAAGGCCCCUUCACUCCCCUCCCGUCCCACCCCACCGCCACAAAAACAGAUGCAACGAUGGCACAUCCCAACAAGCCUCAGGGGGCACAGAUAUGCCAUGCUUUCUAAAUAAAUGGUUUUUCUGCACAUCA